Messenger RNA from Schizosaccharomyces japonicus yFS275, 2027 nucleotides. Its product is annotated as ATP-dependent RNA helicase Dbp6. The transcript has a single exon. Lineage: Eukaryota; Fungi; Ascomycota; Schizosaccharomycetes; Schizosaccharomycetales; Schizosaccharomycetaceae. Gene Ontology annotation, molecular function: nucleic acid binding; ATP binding; RNA helicase activity. The coding region runs from base 50 to 1855 and encodes 601 amino acids. The record is from RefSeq and is a predicted model, not a curated record.
AAACGCGUCAACACAGCACAAGCACGGCAGCGCGUCCUGUGGUUGAAGCAUGGAUGUACCGAUGAAAGAACAGGAGGAAAAUGCGCGCCAGCCCGAGGGCUCCGAGCCCGUUCCUGCAAAGGAAAUCGCCAAACAAAAGACCAUGGAACGGCUGAAAAAGUCUGCUAAAAUGGCCGAAAAAUUGCAGAGAAAACGCAAGACUCAAGAAACAGACGAAACGACGGAUCUGUUGGAGGAAGAACAAUCGGUUGCGGACCAUGAUCUAGUGCCGUUGCCACAGCCGAAUGUGGAGACAUUGCUGCAUGGACAAGAAGAUAAAAAACGGACGCGUUCAUUACAGGCGUUGCCCGACUGGAUCGCCAAUCCUACGGUGGUUGCUCCCAGUACGACAGUGCAGUUUGCCGAAUUGGGUCUGUCAAAAAGGUUGGUGGAAUUGCUUGCACAAAACAACAUCACACAAGGCUUUGCCGUGCAAGCUGGUGUUAUUCCGCUAUUGCUGCAAUCAAGUAACAAGUCGAUUCAACGUGCUCAUGCACCAGGUGACUUGUGCGUCAGUGCUGCCACCGGUAGUGGAAAGACACUGGCGUAUGUAUUGCCCAUUAUCGAGUGUUUGAGAACGUGCAUCGUUACACGACUUCGUUGUGCCGUUGUUGUUCCCACUAAAGAGCUAGUUGUUCAAGUGGCCAAGAGCUUUGAGCAGUACUGCAGCGGCACGAAACUCCGAGUGUGUGCUCUGACGGGCCAACGGAGCUUGGCUUUCGAACAAUCUCUGUUUUUGAGUCCGAACGGAAAAGACUAUAUAGCUGAUAUAAUGGUAACGACGCCCGGUCGUUUCGUCGAUCACAUACGCUCAACCCCAAACUUCACUCUACAGCAUCUGCGCUACCUGGUGGUAGAUGAGGCGGAUCGUCUACUGGAUCAAAGUUUCCAAGGUUGGGUAAAUGCUGUGAUGGAGGAGCUUGAGCGGCCUAAAGUUUUGCAGGGGAUCGAUAUGCAUGGUCUCAGUGGCAUAGAACGUCUGCCGGGUGCCGAUAGUAACUCAGGCUGCAACAUCGCGUCCACAUACCUGCCAAAUAUGCCAACCCUGCUACCUCAAAAAACAGCACCUUGUCUACAAAAACUUGUGUUCUCGGCCACACUCACACGUAACCCAGCCAAAAUAUCGGCGCUCCGACUUGUUCGUCCUCGCUUGCUCGUUGUGCAAGACCCGUCAGUGAGCAUGGAGCCAGAUGGUGACGAGGAGGACACCGUGUUGUUUAGCUUACCUGCUGCCCUUCAAGAGCACCAUGUUGGAGUUACAGCCGAAAAGCCCCUGUUAUUGUAUCAUUUGUUGCGGACACAACAGCUGCAGAACACUCUCUGCUUCACAAAGUCAAACGAAAGUGCAGCUCGUUUGUAUCGGUUGCUCGAGCUGCUGGAUAAGGGGAGUUCCGAGCCGCUACGUGUGGGUUUGUUUGCCGGUAUUUUAACCCGUGCUGACCGACGUCGCAUCCUCACACAGUUUGCCGAGAGCAACUUGCAGCUGCUUGUGUGUUCAGACUUGAUGGCCCGUGGUGUGGAUUUACCAAGCACAGAGAAUGUCAUCAAUUACGACCCACCAUCGGGCACACGGCAAUAUGUCCAUCGUAUCGGACGUUGUGCACGCGCUGGUCGUGAAGGACACGCAUGGACCCUCGUGCAGGACCAUGAGGGUUUCCACUUUUCCUCCAUCGUGCGUCGGCUCACGCGGACGCUGCCUGUACAGAGGAUGCGUCUCACUUUACCGAACGUCGACCCCGUCCUCGUCAAAAAGUACGACGAUGCGCUUUCAACACUCAAAUCUGAAGUGUACGAAGCAAAACAUGCACACAAUUGAUACGUUCAACUGCGAUAAAAUAAAACUUUUUGGGAAAUGGAAAUAGGGCGAGUGCUGCUGAAGAGAGGGUGGUCAACUAUGGUUGUUUUACGCAAUGGUAAUUGUAGACUAAAAAAAUAGAGACAUUUACUACUUUGUCAGAAAACAGCAUACUCUCAAUCCUAUAAUUCCA